This is a messenger RNA of Notolabrus celidotus (New Zealand spotty), 756 nucleotides long. Its product is annotated as frataxin, mitochondrial-like. The record is from RefSeq and is a predicted model, not a curated record. Gene Ontology annotation, molecular function: iron chaperone activity; ferroxidase activity; ferric iron binding. Gene Ontology annotation, cellular component: mitochondrion. Gene Ontology annotation, biological process: iron incorporation into metallo-sulfur cluster; intracellular iron ion homeostasis. Lineage: Eukaryota; Metazoa; Chordata; Actinopteri; Labriformes; Labridae.
CAUGAUGAUGCUCUUUAAUAAAUCCACAUGUAUAUAUUCUCAGAUGUGUCACCUGGCGAACACACAGCUGAACAUUGCGGCUGCGCAGAGCACCAGGAAGCUUUGUGUCCAGGUGAGGAGCCUGUCACACCUCACAGGGAUCCCUCCGCUCAACAAACACACUGUGCGUCCCAUCUGUCCGCCUGCUGUCAGAUGUGUAGAGAACAGAGUGGAGGAUGUCUGUUGGAGGAGGAGGAGGAGCAUCCACCUGACGGCUCCAAGGCUGGAGAAACCCCACCUGGCUGACGAGACGUUGGACUCUCUGGCUGAUUACUUUGAGGACCUGAUGGAUGAAGCUUUCACUGGAGCAGACUACGACGUGCUGACAGUAAAGAUAGGCGAGGACCACGGCACCUACGUCAUCAACAAACAGACUCCAAACAAACAGAUCUGGCUCUCUUCUCCCACCAGCGGGCCGAAGCGUUACGGCUGGACGGGCGAGCGCUGGGUCUACUUUCACGACGGCCGGAGCCUCCACCAGCUGCUCUCUGAGGAGUUCUCCGUCAUCUUUAACAAACACAUGGACCUCUCUGAGCUCCUGUACUCCUGAGACCACACACCUGCUGAACACCUUCAGACCGUCCUGCAGAACCAGCACUGUGACGCACCGGAGCACUGAUUAAACACAGACACAAACACCUGUCACUGUCUUUAGGAGAGCAGGUGUCCAUGACGACAGAGAUGUAAACAUGUGAGCUGUAAUGUUUAUGUUCUCAG